Molecule: messenger RNA, 3709 nt
Organism: Magnolia sinica
Lineage: Eukaryota; Viridiplantae; Streptophyta; Magnoliopsida; Magnoliales; Magnoliaceae
Exons: 5
Coding region: 263-3376 (1037 amino acids)
Molecular function (GO): DNA binding
Source: RefSeq, a predicted model, not a curated record
CGGAAUGGUUAGAUGGUCAGAUUCGUCUCCCAAGAGACAACCGUCACGGCCUUCAGAUGUACGGUGGGGACGGCAGUUGGGAGGUGUGCAUGAAGCGCGCGUGUGAAGAGUGGAAAAGCGACAAAAAUGGAAAAGGAGAAUCGAAUUCAAGAAAAGAGGAUAAAAAAGGGGAACUCUUUUGCUUAGAUUGUGAAAACAGAGCCGCUCCCACAAAAGUAGAAAUUGGGUUUUUGCAACAUUGCAGAGAGAUACUCAGAGAGGGAUGGAAGCAUGUGAGGAAUGCAGGAAGAAAUGCUUACUGAUUGAUGGGAAGAAAGCGCAUGUUCCCACCACAUUUUCCUUCUUCAAAGUCAUGAUUGGUUCUUUCUCAAAAUCUCUGUUCCUACCUCCGAAAUUUCACCGCAGAGCAGUAGCUUUGGUUGAUCAGAGCACUCUUCUUGAAGAUAUGAGAGGACAGCAGUGGAGGGUAAAGUUAUCGAUGGUAGAUGGGUCCUUGGCUUUUCAGCAAGGAUGGGAUAAAUUUGUGUCAGAUCAUUCUGUGAAGUUUGGAGAGAUCUUGGUAUUCAAUUACAUUGUCGGGUCCCACUUUCUAGUCCAAAUCUUUGGCACAAGUACCUUGGAAAGGUUGAACUUCUCCACAAGAAACAACGGCAAUCAUCAUAAAGGAAAACAAGCUAGAGCGAGGAAACCUUCCCCUGACUGUUCACCGUCUAUUAAAAUGCCACGCUACAUGGUUGAUACAGAUGCAAUGAAUGAAAAGGGAGCUACAAUGAAUGAAGAGGAAGCUACAGGAAGCAGAACACCUCCUUGUAACUCAUCUAACUUUGAGAUGUCUGAGAGUACGGACAAAGCACCAACUCCGAUGGAAAAAUAUUCUAAUUAUGCUAGUAGCUCUAAAAGGACUUCUGAUAUCUCGGUAAUACCACGCUAUGUUAUUGAUGAAGAUUCAAUGAAUGAAGUAGGAGCUGCAAGAAGCAGAACUGCUCUUGACUUUGAAAUGAUUGGGAAUAAGUGUGAUGCUGAAACUCCAGACAAACUUCCCACAAAACCGGGAAAAUCUGCUGAUCAUGAUAGUGGCUCUAAAAUGACUCUGGAUGAUGAAGAGGGUGCUGCAAGAAGUAGAAGUGCUUCUUUGAGCUCGUGUGAUGUUGAAAUACUUGGGACUAGAUGCAAUGCUGUAGAUACGCAGAAGUCAGUAUUGGAAGUAUCCUCCCGGUACAAAACUAGAUCUAAAAAGAGUUUUGAUGUGGUAGAAGCACCAUUCCACAAGGAUGGUGGAUAUUCAGCAAAUGAAGAGAGAGCUGCUAAAAGCAGAAUGGCUCCUUCAAAUUCAUCUGACUUCAAGAUGGUUGAGAGUAAAUGUGAUGCUGAAGAUUCGAACAAGAUACCAACAUCAAAAAAAUCUUCAGAUUGUGCCGUUAGUUCUAAAAGGAAGCUGAAGAUGUGGAUGAAGAGCAUUGUUGAUAACGAUUCGGUGAUUGAGGGAGCUUCAAGAAACAAUGCUGCUCAUUCAAACUUGUCUGACUUUGAGAUGAUUCGCAAUAAACCUGACGCUGAAGUUAUGAAAAAUGUACCAAGAAGAACAGAAACAUCUCAUCAUGAUGGUAGCUCCAAAAUGACUUGUGAUGCCUUGCAAAAAGCAUUCAACGUGAUUGACAAAGACUUGGAUGAAGGAGAUGUGAGAAGCCCACCUCGUCCUUCAUGCAUGUCUAACAAUGAAGGAGUUGCGCUUAAAUGUGACGCUGGAGAUAGGGAGCAAGUACCGAAUGCAAAGGAAGAAUCUUCCCAUCAUGAGAAUAGCUGUAAAAGUACUUUUGAUGCAUCAGACACCGCAUGCUACCUGAUAGAUGGAGAUUCAAUCAAGGAAGAGGGAGCUGCAUUCCAGAGUAAAUGCAACACUGAACAUGUGGAUGAAGUACCAAAAUCAAUAGUAAAAUCUUCCAAUUCUGCCGUUAGCUGUAAAAUGAAGCAGGAGAUGCGAAUGAAGUACAGUGGUGAGAAAAAUUCAGUGCAUGAAGAGGCAGCUUCAAGAAGCAGAGCCUUUCAUUCCAACUCUCCCGACUCUGGAGUGAUUGGGAAUAAAUGUGAAGAUGAAGGCAUGGAAAAAGUACCAAAAACAACAGAAAAAUCUCAUGAUGACAGCUCUAAAAUGAAUUCUGAUGCUUCCCAAAAUCCAUGCUACAUGAUUGAUGAAGAUUCAGUGAGCAAAGAGGGAGCUACAAGAUGUGAAACUGCUCCUCUAAGCUUUCCUGACACUGGAAUAAUUGAAACUAAAUGCGCUGAUGAAAAGGAUGAAGUAAUGACAACAAUGGAAGAAUCUUCCCCCUUCAAAAAUAGCUCUAAAAGGACUUCCGUUGCCUCAGAAUUACCACGCCACAUGAUUGAGGGAGAUUCAAUGAAUGGAGGAGUUGAUAGAAGUGGGAAUGCUCCUUCUAACUCACACGGCUUCAAUAUGGCUGAUGGUAACUUCAGUGCUGAAGAUGUGGAUAUGAUUCCAAUAUCUAAAAGGAUGCCUGAUGCCUCAGAAUUACCAUCUGGUGUUAUUGAUGAUGACAUGACAAAUGCAGAGGGAGAUGCAAGAAGCCGAACUGCACCUUUAAGCUUCACUGGCUUUAAAAUGUUCGAUGGUGAAUGCCAUCCUGAAUAUUUGGAUAAAGAACAGGAAACGACAGAGAAUUCCUCCCAUCUUGAGAACUCCUCGGGAAGACUCCAGACCAUGUCUAUGAUAGGGUACAGUGAAAAUGAGAAUGGAAGUGUGAACAUAUCCGAUGCUGGUAGCUGUAGAUAUCCUCUAUCUGAUGAACAAAAAUGUACAUACUCUGGAAACGAGCCAGUCACAUUGCCCAAAAUGGAAUUGGAUGAUGGUAACAUGGGAAGUGCCCUUGAGACUAAUGUGAAUGCAUCUAAAUGCCAUGAAUAUCCCCUUACAAUGGAAGAGAAACAUUGUCCAUCUGGGAACGAGCCACAUUCAGUUUUAGAAGAUGGACAAUUCGGUUCCUGUUCAAAAGUUGAACUGAAACACUGUAAAGUUGAGCCAGAAGAAAGUUUGGACUCAAUUGAAUUUUCAACCCCUAAUGAUGUCUGUUUCUGCUGUUCGAUGUCCGAGAGUAGUCUGUCUCGACUUGAAUUGCCAACAUACAUUCCAUCUGCUCUGACAAAGGGGAGGAAGAAACACAAAAGGGCAGUGUUAUUCCUCCGUGAUCCAGCCAUGAGAGUGUGGCCGGUCCUAUACCAUGAGAACAAGCAUAAGAGGAUUUUGGGCAGUGGGUGGAGCUCGUUUGCUGCAGCUAACAACCUAAAGGAGGGGGAUGCUUGCACUUUUGAAGUUGCAGACAAUUCCCAAGCUAUGCUCCAAGUGCACAUCUCCAGAAGGUAAGAACCAUACUAUCCGUAUCCAUCUGAGGUGCACUAGCCCUGCCUUUUCUCCUUUUUUGGCUCAAAUGCUCUACACGUAUGUUUUUCCAUGUGCAUGUUCCUGCAUACGAGUACAACUUUCAUGGGUGCAGAAGUCUGGAAUGAGAGAAUUUUGGUUGGAAGAUGGGAGUGUUGUGGGGAAGACAUGUUGCCAGAAACCAUCUCUUCCCUUUACAUCUGUGUCUGUGGGUGUUCAUAUUAGGAUGGUUUUGUUUUGAGAAAUAUGCAUUUGGGUUUUCCAGUUUGUAGUUAUGAGAUCCAUGGUUAAGUUAUCAAGAUGUUUUUCAGCCGUCCA